Molecule: messenger RNA, 1500 nt
Organism: Glarea lozoyensis ATCC 20868
Lineage: Eukaryota; Fungi; Ascomycota; Leotiomycetes; Helotiales; Helotiaceae
Product: RNA-binding, RBD
Exons: 5
Coding region: 1-1500 (499 amino acids)
Biological process (GO): mRNA cis splicing, via spliceosome
Cellular component (GO): precatalytic spliceosome
Molecular function (GO): RNA binding
Source: RefSeq, a predicted model, not a curated record
AUGUCAAAGCCAAACUCAACUCCAGUACCGAGAGCGGGCCUCUCGUUAUACGCAAACCUGCUUGACUCAAACAGCACGACUUCAUCUGCGACCGUCUCAAGAGGCCCUGUCGUCUUUAAACCCAAUCCUGAUGUCCAAGAAGAUGCUUCUUCCAAGAAACCCAACAUAGAUGCUGCUACGCUACGCUUUCAGCCAACGAAGAGACCCCAGCUGCCACAAAAAGCUAAGCCAAAAGGCCAGUUUCCGAAAGCUGUUCCACAGGAAACAGGAAGCUUUCCAGCAUCAAUAUCGAAACCUCCACAAACCGCGAAGCCCGCAGUGAAGAGUACUCUUGCCGAUUGGACUGCGACUGGGGACGAUGACGAUGUGAACGGCUUUUAUGCGGGGGAGAAGCGACAAAGAGGAGGCCGAAAGAGGAGGAAGAACAAACACAGAGAAGAACAUGUUGCAGCACAAGAUUGGGACGAUAUCUAUGACCCAGCACGACCCAAUAGUUAUGAGGAGUACAAACACAGUGAUGAGAAGAUUCGAGAAAUUCGCGAAUGGAAGGAUCGGCUGUAUGCCCAUAGAAUGGCACGAAAGUCCGAGAGUGAAAAGGACAGCGAUGAUGAGGACUACCGGCCUCAAAUGAACAGUCAAUUUGCACCUCCUUCGAAUUAUUCUUUCGCACCUCCUCCCAUAGAUCCACCAUCACCAAAAGCAAGCACUGUUCCUCCUCCACCACCUCUAGAAACAAACCCGCCAGCUUUGGAGCUUCCCAAACCAGCCAUUAUUGAAGGAGCUAUAUCCAGGGCACCAGUGCGCUACAAUCUCCCACCCGCACCCAGCGAGCUUCCCAGUUCAGAAGCAGAACUCGAACAAGCUCUUGCCGCGGAACCGGAAGAAGGCGACGAGCUAACAGUCACAGAAGACACACCGCGCUCACGUCGACCAGGUCAGAAAGGGUUUGCUGAGCGGCUGAUGUCUAAAUAUGGUUGGAGUAAAGGUACAGGACUUGGAGCGGACGGCUCAGGCAUUGUAAAUCCUCUACGUGUGCAAAUUGAAAAGCGGAAAAAGAAAUCUGAUGCUGAAGGUGGAGGUUUCCGUGAUCCCCCUGGUGGAAGAGGUAAAAUUAUAGGAGGUAAAAAAAAUGUUCCAGAGAAGGAAUCAGAGACUGGGAAGUUUGGAGCAAUGUCAGAGGUUGUUGUACUACGAGGUAUGGUUGAUGGCAUGAAUCUCGAUGAGGAAGUUGAAUCUGCUGGAGAUGGAGGCCUGAUGCAGGAAAUCGGAGACGAAUGCGACGAAAAGGCUUGUAGCUUUUUGCAAUAUGGUCGCGUGGAACGAGUUUAUAUUGACAGGAAUGGCGAAACGCCAAAGGUCUUCGUGAAAUUCACAAACCAGCUCUCAGCUCUUCGGGCUGUAAACGCUCUGGAGGGUCGUAUCUUCAAUGGAAACACCAUCUCAGCCCUCUUCUACGACACGGAAACAUUUGAAACCGGCAACUACGAAGCAAAGUUUUAA